AUGUUCUCCAUGUUGCGGCGUAUGAAACUCGACCCCUCGACAUAUACGUACCGCACCUACGUCGUCAGCUCGGGAGACAAUUUUAGCGCUGCGAGGGCUGUGGAGUUUGAGACAGAAUGGCUGAAGCAAAGUCCAAAACUAUCAUUUCCUGCCAAUGGCAGCAACUCCACAGAGUCCUACGCAGUCGUCACGGUUCCUCGCGCGCGCCGUGUGCACCAGUCUUACCUGACUGCUCCUCUUUCAACCCUUCAAUGUUUCUAUGCUUGCUUUCUUGUACUCUGCGGCCGUCAUCCCGAGCAAAAGUCGCCGCUUCCGACAACGAACUCGCCAUACCCGGACGUUAUCCUUACCAACGGUCCAGCGACUGCAGUCUGUAUGGUUUUGGCUGCCAAAUCUUUGCGACUGUUUCACUAUCUGAAGUCACUUUUUUAUAUCAAGGACCACCAAGACAGGGAUAGCUCGAGAUCAUCUCAAGUGAAGAGAUCAGAGGAUGCCCCGGCACCAGUUCACUUCCAGCUGCGUACCAUUUACGUAGAGUCAUGGGCACGGGUCACAACAUUUAGUCUAAGCGGGAAACUGUUGUUACCUUUUGCUGAUCGAUUUCUCGUGCAAUGGCCUGAUCUGGCAGGAAAACAGGCUUGGAGGGGCAUGAGGGAGACCGAAUAUGCCGGUACGCUGGUAGACUAA
Messenger RNA from Aspergillus fumigatus Af293, 687 nucleotides. Its product is annotated as glycosyltransferase family protein. Gene Ontology annotation, cellular component: UDP-N-acetylglucosamine transferase complex. The record is from RefSeq and is a predicted model, not a curated record. Lineage: Eukaryota; Fungi; Ascomycota; Eurotiomycetes; Eurotiales; Aspergillaceae. Gene Ontology annotation, biological process: dolichol-linked oligosaccharide biosynthetic process.